AUGCGCAGAGCUCAAAGUGUCCGACAUUACGCGAGGCCGUCGCUGGCUCUGGGUGCGGAUGACCUCGGCAUGUUGAAGGAGAGCCCGGACGAAUCGAACGAAGAUGUGUUAAGGCGGCAAUUACUAGAGAAAGACAGAGAACUGGACAAGAUACAGUCAUUGCAGGCGCAAUUGCAAGCGCGGCCACCGCUCGAAGCGGUACAGGAACUACAGAAGGAAUACAAGAACUUGGAUCUACUCCUACAAGGGACGCAGCGCGAAAAUGAGCGCUGUAUGGCUGAAUUGGAGAGAGGCAAGAAUAGGGAGAAGAUGUUAGAGAAGGAACUGGAGAAACUAGCUGGCGUGAACUGGCAGCACACUCUGAAUAUCCCGUCCUCAAACGCGCACACCCGUCCUGGGUCUACCAGCAACGCUCCUGUCUCCACGCAGCCAGAAAAGACUGCACCCUCCCCUGCAGCAGUGAAUGAGACGAUGGCACACAUCGAGCAGGUCCGUUUGCUUAUCCUCGGCAUGGAGCAGCGGUUACAAGUCAGGGAGGAAAAACUGGCGAAGAGCAUCGAUAAAGCGCAAUCCGAAGGCCGCCGGUUCGAGGAGAUGAGGAAGCAAUUGGCGGCGCCGCAGGCGUCUUGA
Molecule: messenger RNA, 630 nt
Organism: Gloeophyllum trabeum ATCC 11539
Lineage: Eukaryota; Fungi; Basidiomycota; Agaricomycetes; Gloeophyllales; Gloeophyllaceae
Exons: 4
Coding region: 1-630 (209 amino acids)
Source: RefSeq, a predicted model, not a curated record